Symbiodinium natans is the source of this 1155-nucleotide messenger RNA. NCBI's taxonomy places the organism in Eukaryota, Dinophyceae, Suessiales, Symbiodiniaceae. The record is from the annotation of a GenBank genome assembly.
AUGACCCCAAUCUUAGGGUUCACUUUCCCCCCCCAAGUAAGGAUGGUGGCAGCGAUGCGUGGCCAUGUUGAAGUCGUGCGCUUGCUGCUGGAGACCGGAGCCGACAAGGACAGAGCCGACAAGGAGGGCACGACAGCCUUGAUGAUGGCAGCCAUGCGUGGCCAUGUCGAAGUCGUACGCUUGCUGGCUGAGGCCGGGGCAGACAAGGAUGUGACUUGCAAAAAUGGCCUCCCGCUGCUGAUUAUGGCCGCUGUCAGCGACCAUGUUGAAGUCGCGCGCGUGCUGGUGGAGGCCGGUGCCGACAAGAACAUGGCCGACAACGAGGGCAACACGGCCUUGAUGGCAGCGGCCAUGUGUGGCCACGUUGAAGUCGCGCGCUUGCUGGUUGAGGCCGGCGCCGACAAGGACGUGGCUUCCAACAGUGGCAUCACCGCGCUCAUGAUGGCAGCUGCCAAUGGCCACGUUGAAGUCAUGCGUUUGCUGGUUGAGGCCGGCGCGGACAAGGAUGUGACUUCCAAAAGAGGCACCCCAGCGCUGCAUAUACUAGCUGCCGACGGCAAUGUUGAAGCGGCGCGUUUGCUGGUGGAGGCGGGUGCCGACAAGAACAUUGGCGACAACGAGGGCAACACAGCCUUGAUGACGGCAGCUAUGAGUGGCCAUGUUGAGGUCGUGCGUUUGCUGGUUGAGGCCGGCGUCGACAAGGAUCUGACGUACAAAGGCGGCAUCCCAGCUCUGUUUUUGGCCGCUACGCGUGGCCACGUUGAAGUCGCGCACUUGCUGGUUGAGGGCGGCGCCUACAAGGACGUGACUUCCAAAGAAGGCAUCCCAGCGCUGCAUAUCGCAGCAGCCAAUGGCCAUGUUGAAAUCGUGCGUUUGCUGGUGGGGGCCGGUGCCGACAAGAACAUUGUGGACAAUGAUGGCAACACAGCCUUGAUGGCGGCAGCCAUGCGUGGCCACGUUGAAGUCGCGCGCUUGCUGGUUGAGGCCGGCGCCGACAAGGACGUGGCUUCCAACAGUGGCAUCACUGCGCUCAUGAUGGCAGCUGGCAAUGGCCACGUUGAAGUCGCUCGUGUGCUGGUGGAGGCCGGCAGCAACAAGGACGUUGGCACCAACAACUCGGAACCUGCCAUGAAGCGAAGAAGACUCGUCUCCUGA